Fomitiporia mediterranea MF3/22 is the source of this 1740-nucleotide messenger RNA. Its product is annotated as acid protease. Gene Ontology annotation, biological process: proteolysis. Lineage: Eukaryota; Fungi; Basidiomycota; Agaricomycetes; Hymenochaetales; Hymenochaetaceae. Gene Ontology annotation, molecular function: aspartic-type endopeptidase activity. The transcript is spliced from 5 exons. The record is from RefSeq and is a predicted model, not a curated record. Bases 1 to 1740 code for a protein of 579 amino acids.
AUGCGACGUAUCAAUCUCCUUGACGUCCUCUGUCUCGUACACGCCGUCCAUGCCGUUUCUUUCCCCUUCGAAGUAUGGCAUGGUCCUUCGAAAUAUGAAGCCGUGUCCCCGUCGCAGAGGUUGGAGAAGAGAGAUCCGAUUAGUAUAAAGAAUUUUGCGAAUUCGGUGUAUGUGAGUAAUAUCACGCUUGGAGGCGCGACGGUUCCUGUGAUGCUUGAUACUGGAAGUUCGGAUCUCUGGGUGACUGGGUCUGUACCGAGUGCAACAGACUCGAAGAAAUCUGUUGAGUUGCAUUACGCAGUGGGGACGGCAUCAGGCGAUAUUUUCUUUGCCGACAUGACCUUGGCGAACCACACCGUGAAGAACCAAGCCUUUUUGCUUGUGACCGAUACGUCUUCCUUCUCUGCAAACAUCUCUACUCAAGGGUAUCAAGGCCUCAUCGGUCUCGGACCUAACACCGGUUCACUCAUCCGUGAGAAACUCGACCGUGACGACUUCACAGGCGACGCAGUCCUCGACAGAGUAUUCCAACUAAACGAAACGACAUCCAAUUACAUCACUUUCAUGCUCGAUCGUAGGAACGAUCCAGGCUCAACUAUCACUGGACAGUUCACUAUUUCGGAAGUAGUGACGGGUUUUGAGAAUAUUACGAGCCAACCGAAGUUGGAUAUCGUUACUGUUCCUGGGUUGACAGAUCGAGACCAACAUUGGCAGAUGUAUACGGAUGUGAAUGGAUUUAUUGGGCCUGAUGGGCAGCCUCUUAAGAUCGACUCAAUAGUACCUAAGGCUCCUGAUGGGCAACUCGUCGCUGUCGUCGAUUCUGGGUUCACCUUACCUCAAGUACCGCGAGACGUCUCUGAUCAGAUUUAUGGACGCGUACAAGGUGCGGAGUGGAACGCGGAAAACGCAGUUUGGACUAUACCCUGUGGACAGAUGUUGAAUAUCUCGCUCAAGUUUGGUGGUGUUGAGUUCCCUAUACACCCACUCGACGCGUCUUCAAGUGACUUUGGACUGGUGGACUCGAAUGGAAAUAGUGUUUGUGUGGGGACGUUCCAGCCUAUUACGUCUGCUUUCAGCUUACUUGGAGAAUACGAUAUUAUUCUGGGCAUGAGCUUCCUCCGAAAUUCAUAUACCCUGAUCGACCUCGGGAAGUUCGUCGAAGGCUCCUCAAAAGACGACGUCGACGGGUACAUCCAAAUGCUCCCUCUCACAGACAAAUCAAAAGCCCACACCGACUUCGUGCAAGUCCGACUUAACGGUGUCGAUACGACUGGUGACCCGAAGUAUUACCUCCUCCCUGCUUCGGAGGGCCAACACUCCCCGGAAUCGGCAGCGGAGAAGAAAGCGCAUUUAGCUGAGAAGGUUCUGAGUCGAUGGCCUUAUAUCCUUUUAGGUUCACUGCUUGGGUUCAUUCUGAUUGUUGGGCUGAUCAUUUGGAGGUGCUGUUGUCGAAGACGCUGUCAAGAGCGUAGGAAAGCGAAAGUUGCUGGUGGUGCAGCGGCUACAGGCGAAGCAGGUGGGAUAAAAGGUGUAGGCAAGCGUCUGAGUGUCAGCAUGAACGCGUUACAGAUGAACACGCUCGGACACGGUGGUUCGAGUUCUUACCACCCCAUAGGAGGAGGAGGGGAACACGGACAGUAUUCACCGUCCUCGUCUUCUUACAAUUUAUCGAACCAGCAACAGUACAGUCACCAUCACCCGCCUUCUUAUCAUUCUGGGUAUAGCGGACACCGUGUGUAG